Molecule: messenger RNA, 249 nt
Organism: Lobosporangium transversale
Lineage: Eukaryota; Fungi; Mortierellomycota; Mortierellomycetes; Mortierellales; Mortierellaceae
Exons: 3
Coding region: 1-249 (82 amino acids)
Source: RefSeq, a predicted model, not a curated record
AUGACGGUUUCAUUGAUGGGUCCAACACGUUCCAAAUUGAGAUUCGACUAUAGAAAUCAAACGACCUCCCUCAAGAGUCUUGGUCAAAGCUCGCCUGGUCCUUUGAUCUCACGCUGUCAAACGAAUCCAGAGGUCAACGCAAGACCGCACGCUACGCCUCAGCGCUGCUAUACCAUUAUUGUAGCUCAGCAUAAAAUGGAGGUGCCCGUUACUUUAAAGAACCCCGAUAUGCUGCCUCAGUUUCAGUGA